CGUUGAUAACUAAUUUAUAUAAAGCCUGUGUGUGCGUGUCAAUUUCACUUUGCUAUCGGUACUAAUGCUCAGAUUUAGUGUAAAUGAUUACUACAUUUUUGUGCAAUAGUAAAAAAAUAUAGUGGAACAAAAUAGUGUCAAAAAUAAUUAUAAAUUGGAGUGAUUAAAAAUGGAUGAAAAUCACAUGGAACCACCUUAUUCGCCCUCUGAAGCGGCGCCAGGGUCACGGGAACCACAAAAACACAAAAACGGUUCACCGUUAGAAUUAAACCCUCCAGAACCUAAACAGGAAGCACCACAUCAACCUGAAAGAGCAGAAUGGGGAAAUCAAAUAGAUUUUCUUAUGUCAUGUAUUGCUACCUCAGUAGGACUCGGUAAUGUGUGGCGGUUUCCUUUCGUGGCUUACCAGAAUGGCGGAGGAGCGUUCCUUAUACCCUAUAUUAUUGUCCUAUUACUAAUAGGCAAACCUAUGUACUAUCUGGAAUGUGUAAUUGGACAGUUCAGUACGAAAAACUCGGUUAAAGUAUGGUCUCUAUCACCUGCCAUGAAAGGCACCGGCUACGCGCAAGCGAUGGGCUGCGGUUACAUCCUGUCCUACUACGUGUCUAUUGUGGGGCUCUGUCUGUACUACCUGGCGAUGAGCUUCCAAUCCACCUUGCCAUGGGCCACGUGUGACCCCAGCUGGACGGACGUCAUCUGCGUGCCCUCCGCCCCCAACGACAAUCAGCCUUUAGUUGAGAAUGCCACGAGUAGCGCGGAGCUGUAUUUCAUAAGGACCGUGCUUCAGCAAAGUGAUGGUAUCGAAGGAGGACUAGGAGCCCCAAUUUGGUAUCUGACUCUGUGCCUGUUCGGAUCGUGGGCGGUGAUCUUCCUGAUAGUGGCGCGCGGGGUCAAGAGCUCGGGCAAAGCUUCCUACUUCCUCGCUCUCUUCCCUUACGUUGUUAUGAUCAUUCUUCUCAUCAGCACUUUGUUAUUGGAUGGGUCCGGAGAUGGCGUUUUAUUCUUUUUAACGCCGCAAUGGGGAAAACUUGUGGAAUUAGAUGUGUGGUAUGCGGCUGUUACGCAAGUCUUCUUUUCGCUGUCCGUGUGCACGGGAGCAAUUAUCAUGUUCUCGUCUUACAAUAAGUUCGAACACAACAUUUACAGAGACGCGAUGAUCGUGACGACUCUGGACACGUUCACGAGCCUGCUGUCGGGGAUCACCAUCUUCGGCAUCCUCGGGAACCUCGCCAAGGAGCUCGGCCAGGAGGUCGGCGACGUCAUCGGCUCGGGCGGCACCGGGCUCGCUUUCAUCUCCUACCCCGACGCCAUCGCCAAGACCUUCCAGCCUCAGUUGUUCUCUGUGCUGUUCUUCCUGAUGAUGUCAGUGCUGGGCGUGGGGUCGGCGGUGGCGCUGCUGUCCACCAUCAACACCGUCAUGAUGGACAGCUUCCCAAGGAUCAAGACAAUCUACAUGUCCGCCAUCUGCUGCACCUCAGGCUUCUUGAUUGGACUCGUUUACGUCACUCCUGGUGGCCAAUACAUAUUGGAGAUUGUUGACUACUAUGGUGGCACUUUCCUAGUCCUGUUUACCGCCAUCUCCGAAAUAGUUGGAGUCUUCUGGAUAUACGGAUUGGAGAACCUGUGCCUGGACAUCGAGUUCAUGAUGGGCGUGAAGACGUCGUUCUACUGGCGCUUAUGCUGGGGCCUGAUCACGCCCGCCAUGAUGAUCGUUGUGUUCGUGUACGCGCUCAUCAGCUUCGAGGCGCUCGUCUUCGGAGAAGACUACGUCUACCCCACCGCGGGUUACGCAUCCGGCUACCUGAUGCUAUUCGCUGGUAUUGCACUGGUACCCUUAUUUAUAAUAACUACGAUGUGGAGAAAUAAAACCGGCAACUUCAGUCAGACGGUGAAGAAAUCCUUCAGCCCAAAAGCAAGUUGGGGUCCGAAAGAUCCUGAAACCAAAAUCCGAUGGAUAGCGUUCAAGGAGAAUGCAAAAAUGCUUAGAAAACAAAUCUAUUUAUCAAAAAUAAAACACAUUUGGUACAGUCUCACCGGCCUUUACAGGAGAGGAGUUUACGCUAACACUAAUGUAAAUUUUGUAAAUAACAACUAGAGCUUAUUUUUAUCAAUCGAAACAUUGUAUUGUAAUGUAGAGCACCUACAUAUUUAUACAAAACGACGACUAAGCUUUUAUUAGUAUUCAUAUUUCUGUGAUAGUGAACAGUCAACAAGCGCAAUAAGUUACGAAGGUAUGUUUUCUAUUAGUUUGUAAUCAAAAAUUAAUUAUAUAAAUCCAAUCUCUUCCAUAGUUAAAUUUAUUCAAUAAUGUGAAUGUGAUGCUGGCGACCUGACGGACGACGGACCGACUAGUAGAAAAAAAUAUCCUCAUUGGAAGAAGCUGCUAUGAAACGAAUGUUUAAAAAAUCUUCGUUGUUGAACUGCAUGUAUAAGACAAUAUGAGUAAACAAAAAUUUUCGGAUAGGGAUCCGAACUAUUAACCGAUUAUUGUUCAGUUGUCAUGAAUUUAUCUGAAGGGUCAGAUAAAUUCAUGACAACUGAACAAUAUUGGCACUUUAGGUAGGUGCCAAUAUUGUUCAUGAUCCCAAAUUCUUUAAAAUAUCAUUCUAUUUAAUAUCACUUUUAUAAAACAGAAAAGAAAACAAACACAGAAAGAAAAUUUUAAAAUGAUACCUAACUGUACAAGUGCGAGUCGGAUCAAGCGCAAUGUUAGAUAGUUAAAACUAAUGGGAACCAUACAUUUUAACUGUCCUAAAAACGAUGGUAGGUACCAUUAUAAAUAUUAUAGUAAGUUAGAUUUCUUGUCAACAUACUAUGUACAUGUACAUAAUUUUAAAAAUUACGAGAGAUUUAUGUAGUAUGUAAGUAUUAUUUAUUAUAAACGAAAUACUUUUGUACUUAAUAUGCCAAAAUAAAAAGUUACAAAAUA
Messenger RNA from Plodia interpunctella (Indianmeal moth), 2929 nucleotides. RefSeq names its product sodium-dependent nutrient amino acid transporter 1-like. Gene Ontology annotation, biological process: sodium ion transmembrane transport. Gene Ontology annotation, molecular function: L-amino acid transmembrane transporter activity. Lineage: Eukaryota; Metazoa; Arthropoda; Insecta; Lepidoptera; Pyralidae. The transcript has 14 exons. The coding region runs from base 170 to 2095 and encodes 641 amino acids. The record is from RefSeq and is a predicted model, not a curated record. Gene Ontology annotation, cellular component: plasma membrane.